AUGCCGCUAGCCAAGGAGCUAGAAGAGAUCUCACUCGCUGAGAUUACCGAACUGGUAAACCGUGAAUUAGCGAGUCGGGAACCUGUCGGGAUACUGGAAAGGACUCGCGAGGAAGAUGACCGGGAAGAUCGCGAGCAGUAA
Molecule: messenger RNA, 141 nt
Organism: Penicillium robsamsonii
Lineage: Eukaryota; Fungi; Ascomycota; Eurotiomycetes; Eurotiales; Aspergillaceae
Exons: 1
Coding region: 1-141 (46 amino acids)
Source: RefSeq, a predicted model, not a curated record